UUUAAGCCAACACCCGGGGCCCGAAGCGGCAGGCGCAGCAAGAGUUGAAAUUCAAGCUUGUUCUCGCGCAGUGUCGCCAUGAAGGUCCACGUCCUGGCGGGAGUGAUCCUCUGCACCCUGGUGCUCGUGCAGGAGAGUGUUGGCGCCAACGUCCAGAAGACGGAUAACAGCUGUGUCCCAUCGGGCGGAGUAUGCAAAAGAUCCUGUCGCGCCCCACUUCCUGAAGGAGAAUGCCCAGGACAGCAAGUGUGCUGUAGUCAGCGCAGGAGCCUCGCAAAAGGCGGAGAUUCUAACCGUGGGAAAAAUCUUGCAAGCAGAAGGGAAAAGGCAAGAAACAACAAGAGGAACUUUAGACAACAGAAAGGGAAAGACAAAACAAACAAGAAAGGUACUGAUAGAAAGAAUAGGAAAAAGGAUGAUCGCAACACACAAAAACAACAGCAGAGGAAAGAUGUUGAGAAGAAUCAAAAGCGCAACAAAAACAACUCAAAGGCGAAUCGAGGACCAAGAAAACAUAACAAGAAACUGAAAGGAAAGAAUAGCAGCGAAAACGAGGACGCAAGAGACGGAAGAAAGAAAAACAAAGUGAAGCCAAACAAAGCUAAAGGUCAGGGAAAGAAACCAGAAGCAGUUGACGUCCAGAGAUCGGGAGAGAAGGUUGCGUCCAAAGAAACUGAUGGAGGAAAGCGCAUAUGCAAGAGAACUUUAGACAAAUGCAGAAAACAGGGGGGGGAAAUGCGUCGAGACAGGAACGUGUGCGACUCAGACUCUCGAAGGCGGUUGCCAGGGCUUCUCGUGCGAAUGUUGCCUUCCUGCAGAUUGCUCUACAAAAAUCAAGAAAAAAUGCGAGAACUAUGACGGAACCUGCAAAGCCUCGUGCGCAGAUGGAGAACGGAUCAUCGAAAAGGGCUGCAAAGGAAAGAAAUGUAAAUGCUGUGCAGAAGCCUGCAAACCAACAAACAAAUGCGAAGGCGGUUUCUGCGUUGAAAAGGCAAAAGAUUGCACUGGUAAACUUCUGAAGUCGGGAUGCAAGGGGAAGAAGUGUUUCUGCUGCCUCCCCUCCCCCUGCGUGCCGAAGAAGAAAUGCAAGGGCGGUUUCUGUGUCUCGAAGAAGAGAGAGUGCAAAGGAGGCCAAUUCCUGAAGAAGGGAUGCAAGGGUAAAAAGUGUUCUUGUUGUAUUCCUAAAUGUGUGAAGAAAAAGAAGUGCAAGGAUGGCUUUUGCGUCUCCAACAAUCAAGACUGCAAGGGCGUCAUACUGAGUAAUGGCUGCAAGUCUAAACCCAA
Messenger RNA from Penaeus monodon (black tiger shrimp), 1284 nucleotides. RefSeq names its product probable ATP-dependent RNA helicase DDX46. Lineage: Eukaryota; Metazoa; Arthropoda; Malacostraca; Decapoda; Penaeidae. The coding region runs from base 79 to 858 and encodes 259 amino acids. The record is from RefSeq and is a predicted model, not a curated record. The transcript has 3 exons.